CAUCUACUGGGCAAAAAGUCUUGGAACGUCUACAAUGCAGACAACAUCGCCCGUGUCCGUCGCGAUGAGGCAGCCGCCAAGGCAAAGGAGGAGGCCGAGGAGCAGCGCAUGCAAGAGGUCGAUGCUGAACGCCGAUUAGCUAUUCUACGGGGCGAGGAGCCUCCACCACUGCCGCCAACAGAGGAAACUCCUGAGGAAGAGCCAAAAUCUCGGGACCGGGAUGCCGGAUCUUACGGCAGGGAAAGAAAGAAGCGCAAGCGCGCUGGCGAAGACGACACUGAAUUUGAGUUGCGCGUUGCGAGAGAGCGUUCAGACGUCGUGCAGACGGCCAACGAGACCUUGCGCAAGUCUACCAGCUCUGCGCCGAUCGUCGAUGCAACGGGGCACAUUGACCUCUUUGGCGAAGAACGAAAACAGGGUCGUCACCUGAAGAACGAAGAGGCGGAGAAGGAGGCUGCAAAGAAGAAGAAAGAACUCGAGGACCAGUACACAAUGCGAUUAUCAAAUGCCACUGGCAAGGACGGCAUGGUCGGCCCUUGGUACGCAGCAUCCGGUUCAAGAGCUGAACUAGCAGAGCUCGAGCCAGCGGGCAAGGACGCA
Messenger RNA from Colletotrichum godetiae, 600 nucleotides. RefSeq names its product blastn match against entry. The transcript has a single exon. The annotation marks the transcript as partial. The record is from RefSeq and is a predicted model, not a curated record. NCBI's taxonomy places the organism in Eukaryota, Fungi, Ascomycota, Sordariomycetes, Glomerellales, Glomerellaceae.